Sphaeramia orbicularis (orbiculate cardinalfish) is the source of this 3045-nucleotide messenger RNA. It is a transcript of the gene snta1, whose product is annotated as syntrophin, alpha 1. Lineage: Eukaryota; Metazoa; Chordata; Actinopteri; Kurtiformes; Apogonidae. The record is from RefSeq and is a predicted model, not a curated record. Gene Ontology annotation, cellular component: intracellular anatomical structure; dystrophin-associated glycoprotein complex; neuromuscular junction. The transcript is spliced from 8 exons. Bases 103 to 1575 code for a protein of 490 amino acids. Gene Ontology annotation, molecular function: structural molecule activity; protein binding.
GGAGAGAGAGUUUGUGUGUCCCCUACCCCAGCCCUUCCACCCCCCUAUCUCUUUACAGGACUGCCAGCCCGUCUACAGUUAUUCCAGGAAUGCGCGUUGAACAUGGCUGCCGCGAUGAAGGCGCAGAAAACGGGACUGCUGGAACUCCGAGUGACCGUGGACCGUUGGAUCCGGGUGUUGGCCACUCUCACCGAAGACACGCUCACGGUGAACCCGGGGGAAGGUACCGAAGAGCCCGCCAAGCCCAGCCCGGGUCCAACCGGAGCCGGGGGGGCCAUUAACGGAGACCCCCCGAACCUCAGCACGUCCCCGGUCCCGGAAACCAUCACCAACGUGAAGCGCACAGUGAGGGUAACGAAGCAGGAUGUCGGAGGACUGGGAAUUAGCAUUAAAGGUGGGAAGGAGAACAAGAUGCCCAUCCUCAUCUCCAAGAUUUUCAAGGGCCUGGCCGCAGACCAGACUGAGGCCCUUUAUGUUGGUGACGCCAUAUUGUCUGUCAAUGGUUAUGACUUAAGAGAGGCCACACACGAUGAGGCUGUGCAGGCCUUGAAGAAGACGGGCAAAGAGGUCAUCCUUGAAGUGAAGUACAUCAAGGAGAUGUCAGCCUUCUUUAAAAGUUCGGGGUCCCCCGGGGCCGCCCUCCCAUGGGACUCCCCUCCCUCCACACCUCAGAGGGGCACGGAGCUCUCCCCCGCCGAGGUGAAGGAGCCCCGUAGCAUCCCACUGAAGAUGUGCCAGGUGUCACGAAAACAGUGCCCUCCGGACGUAGAAAACAGGUAUUUCGAGGUGGUUUCCUCCAACAGAAAGAAUUCUGUGUUCCUCCGGGCAAAAGACCCAGCCAUGGCUCAGUCCUGGUACAACGCCAUCCAGGCUGGUGCUGCCAACCUUCUACCUCGAGUGAAGGAAGAGAUGAAGAGUAUGCAGUCUGGCAUGGAUGUCAAACAUCUGGGCUGGAUAACAGAGCAGAUGGCCCAGGGUCCAGAGAAACCGGUACUGGCUGUAUUGACUGACAAAGACCUGCUCCUGUACUCUUCCAUGCCUGAAAGCAAAGAGAAUGUCAGCAGCCCCACCAAGAGUCACCCGCUGAUCACUACCAGACUGGUCCACUCUGGCCCAGGAAAAAGUUCUCCUCUCCUGGACUCUGAGCUGUCGUUUGGCUUGCGUUCGGGCACAAAGCAAGGUGUGGAGACUCAUGUGUUCAGGGUGGAUUCUGCCAAGGAGCUGUCCACAUGGACUCAUCUGCUGGUGGAGGGCUGCCACAACGCUGCUGAGCUCAUCAAGGAGGUCACCACGGCCUGCAGCUGGAAUGGAAAGGAGUGCACCCUGGGAGUGCACAUUGAUGAGGGCUUCACACUGUUCACGGAGGAGAUGGGUGUCAGGAAAAGUAUUCUGCUGCAGCAGCCCUUUGAGAGAUUGAGAAUGUCCUCAGACGAUGGAGUCCGCAUGAUGUUCCUUGACUUUGGGGGCCCUGAGGCAGAAAUUCAACUGGACCUCCACGGUUGCCCCAAGACCAUAGUCUUCAUCAUCCACUCUUUUCUGUCUGCUAAAGUCAAGCGACUAGGCCUCCUGGCAUGAUAAUGACCAAGCACACGGAGCCUCGGCAAUAGGAAUAUUCAAUAAAACAUACAUCCUAGAAGACCCUGAAACACCAGAGGAUGGAGUCCAGGGGAAAAGGCUGACUAACACUGUCUUCUCAGUCUUCCAGAGCUACUAAAGCGAUCCUCUCCGAUCAAGCACCCUGGUCUUUCGAAAGCUACGAAGAAAAAAUGGAAACUUUGAUGGACCUUUGUUGAACUAGUAGUUGUAAGCUAAGGAGCGGUUUUACAGACAGCAUAAAUCCGCCGUGUCGCGGUAGGUCAUGACAUUUCAUAGAGACAAAUCUUGUGAUUAUGACAGCCUGCAUCUUAAUGUCCCUGAGCUUCAAGUCCCAACAGUUAAUGUGUUUUGCCCCAUUGUUUAGUUUAGUUUUGUUUUUUGAUGAGUCACGGCAGGCCUUUGUCAUUAGCAUCUUUUCAUCUUUCAAUCUCGGCUUUAUGUGCUGUGAGCACUCAGAAACACAGUGAUUUCACACUCGUCCUGAUUGAUGUUGGACAAACAUUUGUUUUUUUUAAUAUAAUGGCAGCUUCAGCAGAGUGACAGGAUGACACAACUGAACGCUCCAUGAUCAAUGGUCUGUAUUGAACAAUGUACAGAUUCACACUGUGUGAAGCAUAAUAUGCUGUUUUUGUGGAUGCUCAAGUUGCCUUCACCAUGAACUGUCAUGAAAAAAGCAGUUUUGUUAUUUUUUAAGAUAUAUUCCAAACGCCAUAUCAAACUUUUUUUUUUCAGUGCUGCUUAACAGUUUUAUUUUUUCAUUUCGCCCCCAGUGUCUUUCCCUGUGCACACUAUCACAGCUAACAAAGAAACAUGGACUAACGCGGUACACAUUAUGACAGUAUUAUGAGAUGCUUUUAUAUUAUGUAUUAGAAUAGUCAGUGAAUUAGGUAACAUAUUUACAUUUUUCUAACAAAUGUGGUACCCUUUCAAUGGCCUGAAGGAGUUUAAUUCCAUUUCAACCCCAGUUUGUCCCCCUGACAGAGGUUGUCACAUAAGCAUUUAUUUACAGAUGUGUACAUUUUCUACAAAUGCCAAGCUGCUUCUUCUGUAAGCAUUCAAUACUUAAUACUGUUCAAUACCUCUUAAAAGAAUUUCAUAGUACUGAAGUAUGUUUUUUUCUUCAUUAGUUACUCAUCAGAAAUGACAAAUGAGCUUCAUCAGAAGUUGCAUUUUUCUUUGAAAACUUCACAAAAUACAUUCAUUUGAUGAGUUGUUUAUACCAUUGACUUAUUGAUUCAUGUUAUCCUUCAUAGAGUUUGUUUCACUGAACAUUUACAACUUGCGGCCUUCUCUCUGUCCAACAAUAAGCAGACUUGUAUUAAUAUAUAUUUCACAACUAAAACUUGUUUGGUUUCAAGAAUAAAAUGUAUUGUAUAUUCUUAUUUAAAUAAAGGUGUGCCUUGCAGGGUUGUUUGUAUAUAAACAUGUAAUAAACUUUGUUAACUUUUA